AUGACCCAGGAACACUUGCUGGCUGGCUUGAGGAAGGAUGUACGUUCGCUGCUGGUAUCGGCCAAGCAUGGGCUGGCUCCUGAACAGCUGAAACGGGACUACCAAAAAAUGCUUGGAUAUGCCCUCCCUCUGAAACGUCUGGGAUUUUGCAGUGUUUUAGACAUGGUUAAAGAAAUGCCAGACGUCGUGCUUGUGGAUUACUCACGAGAUGGCAGUAUAUUGUUAAAAGCUGUAGGAGAUGAAACCACAAAGGGAAUAGAGGAGCUUGUGUCAAAACAACGUAGUCAAAAACCAAAGGCGUCCUACCACAGAUCAAGGGUUGGGGCUUUGUCUUUUCACUACCCCCAUGGAGGUCCUCCCGUCCUCUCUCGCCGUCACACUCUGCCUACCCUUCCCGCUCAGCUCCGUAGUCAGCUGCGCCAGUUGCUGUCCCAUGGACCGAUUGGACUUUCAGAGCUGGAAACCAAAUAUGCCUCUCAGUUUGGCAGACCCCUCCAAAUCACACAGUAUGGAUUCUACAGUGUUGCAGAGAUGCUGGCUGCAGCUUCUGAUCUUAUAGCUGUGAGACAGAGUCGCACAGGAUCCCAGCUGCUUCUGAGAAACACUGUGGCACCAGUUAAACAGUCUAAAACUCUGACACCCAGGCCUAGCAAACACAAACUGUUAAGCGCUAUUAACAGACUGUCACCUAACACAGUCUUCAGCAAUGGUCAGGGGAGCGCUUCUUCAAGUCUCAAUGUAGCUUCUCCAAAGAACACCCACCAAGAUGUUCUACGUCACUCUUCACCAGGGUCUGAAUCCCUGCCAAAACCUGUGAGGGAAAAUCAGUCUUUUGAAAAGUCUGUCACAAAGCUUGAGGAGGAACUUAAGCAUUGGAUUGUUGAGAAUGGAGAUGCUGGGACUGUCAGCCAGGAAGUGAAAGAGAAGCUUCGAAAGGUUGUGUCUGAGACUAAGGAAGGACUUUCCAUUCACAGUCUACCAGCAGAGUACAAGAAAAUGUUUGGUGAAGACUUGCCUGUGACACAGUGUGGCUUCCUGAGUGUGACUGAGAUGGUUGGUGCUUUGAGUGACACGCUUUGUCUCCAACCAGACCCUGUAGAGGGCGGGAAUCAUUGGAUCGUCACAGAACUCAAGGACGGUGAUGCCGAGACAGGGUUCUCUCAAAAUGAAGAUUCUAGUGCAUCUGACCUAUCAGAGUCCCUGAGCCCCCCCAGCAAAGGGGCCUACUUCAGCUGCGUUGAGUCUCAGUGGGAAGGUCGAACUGGGGAAGAUGGUUCCUCAGGGGAUUCAGAAGGAGUCUCUGAACUCAGGAUUUCCAACAAGACCGUCCAUCAGAUGAUGAACAUCUUCCCUAUGAACGUGUUGAACUGCGGAUCAUCGGUGCCACUGGAUGCCAUACAGUGCCAGAAGCUGAAGACCCCCACGCGCAGGAGAGAGAGAGAACUGGUGUCAGUGCUGGUGGAGAGGGUGGAGACGCCCGGUCACUUCUACAUCCGUCUCAGUGAGAACACAGAGGCCAGAGCUCUGGAAAACAUGAUGCUAGAAAUGAGGAGCUGUUAUUCAUGCCCUGGUAUUUCUGAGAGGUACCAGCUUCCUGACGCCUAUAUUCGGCCAGGGCAGGUGUGCUGCGUGACCCCCAGGGACAUAUGGUUCUAUCGGGUUGUUAUCCACAGAGUGACCAGCUCGUCAGAGGUGGAAGUGUAUUACGUGGACUUUGGAGAUGUCAGCAAAGUGAACAGGAGCAGCCUGAGGUUCCUCAAAUCUUGUUAUGCAGAGCUCCCAGCCCAAGCAGUUCCAUCAAUGCUCAUUGGAGUGAAACCAGUUGAAAGCAGCUGGACGAGGAACGCGACAAACCUUUUUCAGAAGCUGUGUUGUGAGCGUACCUUGGUGGCGGCUAUCCAUGGUUACCAGCGUGACUUCCUGCAGGUCUUCCUGUGUGACACCCAUAUGGAGGAGGAUGUGUAUAUCCACAGUGCCCUCUAUGACGAGGGGCAUGCUGUGCUCUGUUCCCCUGGCAAAUGUGAACAGAUGAUUGCGACGGCAGCACAAUUCAAUCCAGUGACCCUUUACCUCGGAGAGGGCCAGCUCGAUGAAGUGCCAGAGCCUUACAGUUCACUGACAUCAUCUCACACUCCUAAUGUACAGAACCAUUGUUCAGAGAUUGGCUAUGAGAACAAUCCCUCUACAAAUGACCAGGAAAACCUUAUAGAUCUUCCUGAACUGGAGUUUAUUGACGUUGAUGAGAUGAGCACUUUGUGUAAGGUGGGGAAUGCAAAUCCAUUUGGGGCUCUUCUGUGCAAACAGACAGAAAACUACAGCAACUGGGAUGAGGGAUGGCUUCCCGACAGCAACAAAGAUGAGACAAAGACUAUAUCUGUGCCAGCGAGUGAAGACAAUGAAGCAAAAGUUGCGUCUGAGACGCAGUCUUCUGUUUCACCCAGCCAGGCGGGCAGUGCUACCCUGCCGCACUGUGGACAUGUAGAGCAGGAUCCUGGUGUGGCUCACCUACAGUCCACCCUGAACACCCUCAGUCUUCACACCCCUGGGCUGGGACAGACCCAGAGCAGUGAAACAGCAGAUCUGACCAGCAAACCGCCUCAUCCUGUGUCUCCAAGCCUCGUGUUCUCAUUGUUUGGCAUAAGAGACGGAAUACGCGCGGACAAGCUCUUCCUGCGUAACGCUUCACCUUUAGCGCUGAGCCCAGCCGCCCGACUGGCCGCUGGAAGCAAUCUCUGUUCCUGGUAUCCUCAGAAAAUGGCCUGA
This is a messenger RNA of Chanos chanos (milkfish), 2763 nucleotides long. It is a transcript of the gene tdrd5, whose product is annotated as tudor domain containing 5. NCBI's taxonomy places the organism in Eukaryota, Metazoa, Chordata, Actinopteri, Gonorynchiformes, Chanidae. Gene Ontology annotation, biological process: germ cell development. The record is from RefSeq and is a predicted model, not a curated record. The transcript is spliced from 17 exons. The coding region runs from base 1 to 2763 and encodes 920 amino acids.